UUUGUCCAGUUCCUGUAUUAAUAGCUGCCUUGGCAAGUGGGAGACGAUGAGGUCAUUAAAUGAGUGCUGAGGGUGCUCUCGUCUCUGAAGCAAGUGGGAAGAUUUUGCUGAAAGAAUGGCUUUUCAUAAGAGCCCAGAGGCGUAUUAUCGGUUCCCGGAGCGUACGAUGAGCGAGAGGCUUGACUGUCACUAUUGUAAGGAAUCGCUGCACGGCAGCAAGUACAUUGAGAAGGACAAGCUGCACUGCUGCCUCAAGUGUUACGACAAGUUCAUCGCCAACACUUGCUUCGUCUGCAGGAAACCCAUUAGCUUUGAUUCCAAGGAGUUACAUCACGGUGAUCACUGCUGGCACGAAUCGUGUUUCCGCUGUUUUCACUGCAGUCGCUCUCUCGCCAACGAUUCAUUCUGCAUCAAAAACGAGAGGAUCACCUGCACCAAGUGCUUACCUCGGACUGAUAGCUCGACCUGUCACAGCUGCAGGAGACCCAUCAAACCAGGGACGAAGAGUUUUGAGUACGGGGGCUCACACUGGCACGAACGCUGCUUCACAUGCAGCCGCUGCCUCAAGGAGAUCGGCACUUCCAGCUUUGUCCCAAAGGGAGACGAGAUCUACUGCAUCUCCUGUAAUGAGAAGAAAUUUUCCAAGCACUGUGUCCACUGCCGAAAGGCCAUCACCAGCGGAGGACUGACCUAUCGCGAUGAGCCUUGGCACACAGAAUGCUUUGUGUGUAAGACAUGCCGGAAACAGCUGAGUGGUCAGCGAUUCACUGCACAUGAGAACUUCCUCUACUGUGUCGACUGCUACAGUAACUUCAUUGCCAAGAAGUGUGGUGUUUGUCACAAGCCUGUGACUGGAUUUGGAGGGGCUGAGGUUGUAACCUAUGAAGAACGUCAAUGGCACAGCGACUGCUUCAAGUGCAAGAAGUGUUACAGCUCCCUUGUCAACAAGCGCUUUGUUACCCACGCUAGGGACGUGUACUGCCCUAACUGUGCGAAGUCCCUGUAAAUCCCAGCUCAUGCCACUCAGUAACGCAAAACACUCGAAGGGUACUUGCUGUUCAGAUCCAUUAAACUGUUAUUGCAAAGCUUUAGAAAGUAACCAAAUGCUUUUAAGGCAGUACACUAGCACUUGCUUGCAAUCGUUUCAGAAGUUCUUUACUAUGACAGUAGUAUUUCCAGCAAUGCUAAUACUAACCUCCAGCAUGGAAAGUAGCUAAAGGUUUCAAAUAAAAUCUUGAGUUAAUUCAAAUGCCUGCAAACAAUUUGUGACUUUAUAAAUGAGCUUCUUAAAACUGUAAAAAUAAUAAAAAGCUUGAAUAAUACUUAAUCAUAUACAAUGCUUUUGGCUCUGUAUUACCGAGGUAUUUGACUGCAUGCAUUACUCACCCAGGCAUCUUGUCACUUCAGGGGUUGGUUUUUCUCUUGCAUUGAAAUCUACUGGUUUAAAACUUAAAUCAAUUUCCAUCCCAUAUACCAUACGCAGGAUGCUGCGGAACUACGAUUGCUUGAGACAUUUUCGUAUAUGACGUGGAUCACAUACAAUUCAAGCUGUAUCAGGCUUCCAUGUUGAUACUGAAAUGUUCUUCCAUGGUGUUACUAAACAAUUUAGAUAGCAGACUGAUGUUUUUUUAAAUCCAGCCUCAAAACAAUUAAUGUUUUAAACACACAACUGUGCAGGUGUGAAUGUUCUUGUUUAUAUUCCAGUGAAUACACAUUUGUUCAUUAUGCACCUUUGGAUUUGUUUGCACACUAAUGAUAGUUAGACUCCAAUUUACUGUUGCUUUUGCAAUGACUAACCAUGUUUGCCAUGUGGAAAUAUGUAAAUGGAAUAGUGUGUGACCUCAUAGCAUGCGGGGUCACUAUCCAAUUCAGUACUUGGACAAUCAAUGAAUUAUUUGCAGCAUGAUGACACUGUACCUUAAUAAAAAGCUUUCAAAUCUCCA
Stegostoma tigrinum is the source of this 1943-nucleotide messenger RNA. RefSeq names its product four and a half LIM domains 1a (gene fhl1a). Gene Ontology annotation, biological process: muscle organ development. The transcript is spliced from 6 exons. The coding region runs from base 116 to 1006 and encodes 296 amino acids. Gene Ontology annotation, molecular function: transmembrane transporter binding. The record is from RefSeq and is a predicted model, not a curated record. NCBI's taxonomy places the organism in Eukaryota, Metazoa, Chordata, Chondrichthyes, Orectolobiformes, Stegostomatidae.